AUGGGGGUAAUUGGGAAGGCUGAUGACUCAAAAAGUGGGAACGGUCAGAACGAAGAGGACAAUGAUGAUGGUGGGGAUGUUAGGGAUGGAAUAGGGGUGGCGAGCAAAGUUGAAAAUGGUUCGGAUAGCGGAAACAAUGAAAAAGACGAGGCGAGUGGAGAUGCUGAUCAAGAAAUCAGAGAAGGGGAUUCCGAUGCUAAUGACAAUCAGGAGAAAAACGAAGUAGUCGACCAAGAUGACAAAGAGGAAAGUGGUACUCAAGAAGUAGAUGCAGGAGAUAACAACGAUGUGGAGGGAAGUGAUCAAGAUAACCAACAAGCAGGUACUGGACAGGAGAGUGAUCAAGAGGAGGAUGAUAACCAAAGUCAAGAAGAAGGAAGUGGUGAAGAAGAUGACGGCAAAGGAGAUGAAAAAGGGGAUCAUGAUACUCAAGAAGAAGACUCGGGCGAGCAAAACAAGGAAAAAGAAGAUCCAAUGGGUACAACCGAGCAAGGGAAUGACUCAGAAAGAGAUGAUCCAGAGAGAAACAAUUCGAGAGGAGACAGCCAAAGGGAAAACAACACAAAGGGGAGUAAUCCAAAAGAAAACGAUCCAAAAGGAAACGCUUCAAAAGAUAGCGAUUCAGAAGGAGAUGAUCUAGGAGAAUGGAUUCCAGAGACAUAUGAUGCAGAUGAACAAGAUCAAACAGAGGACAGGGGUGACGAUGAAUAUGAUCAUGAAGGAAGCGAAGGAGGAAAUGAGAGUGAAGAUACUCGAGAGAACCAAGAAGAGGGCAACCAGGGUGACGAUGGAAGUGAAAACAAUCAAGACGGGAAUGAAGCAAACGAGAAUGAUAAAGAAGAGAAUAACGCAGACGGAAAUGAACCAGAGAGAGAUCAAGAAGGAAAUGAUACUGGUAAUACUGAAGCGGGAGACGAGAGAGAAGAUGAUACGAAAGACCAAGGGGACGACCAAGUUGAAAAAGAUCAGGGGGGAGAUGAUCAAGCAGAGGAUGGCCAAGGAGAGGAUGACCAAGGAGGAGAUGACCAAGAUGGAAAUGAAGAAGGUGGGAAUGAUGAUGAUGUGAAUGAUAGUGGUGGGAAUGAUGAUGAAGGUGAAAAUGAUGAUGGUGGGAAUGAUGGCGGUGAUAGAAAUGACGAAGUUGAAGACGAUUAA
Botrytis fragariae is the source of this 1155-nucleotide messenger RNA. RefSeq lists its product as uncharacterized. The record is from RefSeq and is a predicted model, not a curated record. Bases 1 to 1155 code for a protein of 384 amino acids. Lineage: Eukaryota; Fungi; Ascomycota; Leotiomycetes; Helotiales; Sclerotiniaceae. The transcript has 4 exons.